AUGACAAGGACCAAGAUAAGAACUAGGACCAAGAAAAAGACAACUACCAAGAUAAGGACAAGGACCAAGAUAAUGACAAGGACCAAGAUAAAGACAAGGACCAAGAAAAGGACCAGGACCAAGAUAAAGGACAAGAACCAAGAUAAUGAGAAAGACCAAGAUAAGAACAAAGAUAAGGACAAGGACCAAGAUAAGGACAAGGACCAAGAUAAGGACAAGAACCAAGAUAAAAACAAGGAAAAAUAUGAGGACAAGAACCAAGAUAAGGUUAAGAGCCAAGAUAAGGUUAAGAGCCAAGAUAAGGACAAGAACCAAGAUAAGGACAAGAACCAAGAUAAGGACAAGAACCAAGAUAAGGACAAGAACAAAGAUAAAGACAAUAAUCAAGAUAAGGACAACAAGAACCAAGAUAAAGAUAAGAACCAAGAUAAGGACAAGAACCAAGAUAAGGACAAGAACCAAGAUAAAGACAAGAACCAAGAUAAAUACAAGAACCAAGAUAAAGACAAGAACCAAGAUAAGGAUAAGAACCAAGAUAAGGAUAAGAACCUAGAUAAGGAUAAGAACCAAGAUAAGGAUAAGAACCAAGAUAAGGACAUGGACCAAGAUAAAGACAAAAACUAA
This is a messenger RNA of Eurytemora carolleeae, 624 nucleotides long. Its product is annotated as nipped-B-like protein B. The record is from RefSeq and is a predicted model, not a curated record. Lineage: Eukaryota; Metazoa; Arthropoda; Copepoda; Calanoida; Temoridae. The transcript is spliced from 4 exons. The coding region runs from base 1 to 624 and encodes 207 amino acids.